CACGCUCACGGAGCCAAGGACAAAAGUUGCAACGUACUUUCCCCUGGCAUUUUUGUCAACGAGGGUAGAGGAGGCGAUGAGGGUGCGGUUUCCUGCUCUGGGGCUGCUGGCCUGGCUGUGCUUCUGCGCUCUUGUGGGGUCCGUCGAAGGGGGAAAGGUGCUGGUUAUGCCCGUGGACGGGAGUCACUGGCUGAGCAUGAAGAUCUUGGUGCAGGAGCUGACCCACAGAGGACACCCGGUGGUGGUCCUGGUGCCUGAAAGCAGCCUGUUGAUCGAGCCCUCCGAGAGCUACCAGACCCGCCACUACAAAGUGCCGUACACCAAAGCCGAGCUGGACGGCAAAUACACCGAGCUCAAGGAUAGUGUUUUCGUCAAGUCGCCGGAGAUCACGGAUUUGUUUGUCAACAUGCAGCGUUUGGUCAACUUCACCAACUUCCAAGGGAUGGGCUGCAGAGCUCUGCUCAAUGAUCAGCUUCUGCUGAGUCAACUGAAGGACGAAGGCUUCAGUCUCGUGCUGACCGACCCGUUCCUGCCAUGCGGACCCAUCCUGGCUCAAGUCUUCUCCAUCCCGGCUGUUUAUUUUAUGCGUGGGCUUCCCUGUGAACUGGACACCAAGGCCAACCAGUGCCCCUCCCCGCUUUCUUACGUCCCCAAAUUCUACUCCGGGAACACAGAUGUCAUGACUUUCCCGGAGAGGGUGAAAAACAACAUCAUGGGCGCGGUGGAGCUCUUAGUGUGUCGUGUUUUGUACGCGGACUUUGACCAGCUGGUCAGGGACUUCGUGGACCCGGGCAUGACCUACAAGGAACUCUUGAGCCACGCGGCGAUUUGGCUCCUCAGAUACGACUUCGCGCUGGAGCGACCCAAACCCGUGAUGCCCAACAUGGUUUUCAUUGGCGGUAUCAACUGUGCGAAGACACGGCCUCUGCCCGCGGAUGUAGAGGAGUUCGUGGAGGGUUCGGGAGAGGACGGCUUUAUCGUCUUUACCCUGGGCUCCAUGGUGUCCACCAUGCCUGUGGAGAUAGCCCAGCAGUUCUUUGAAGCCUUCGAAAGGAUUCCUCAAAGGGUUUUGUGGCGAUACACCGGAGUUAUACCCAAGCAUGUGCCGAAGAACGUCAAACUCAUGAAGUGGCUGCCUCAGAAUGACCUCUUGGCCCACCCCAAGGCCAAAGCCUUCCUCACCCACGCAGGAACCCAUGGCAUCUAUGAAGGGAUCUGCAACGCUGUGCCCAUGCUGAUGUUCCCGCUGUUCGGGGACCAGGGAGACAACGCCCUCCGCAUGGUGACGCGCGGCAUCGCCGAGAAACUCGCCAUCAUCGACGUGACGGCAGACCAACUAGUGGCCGCUCUGAAUAACAUCAUCAAUAACAAAAGCUACAAAGAGAAGAUGGUGAAAUUGUCUGCCGUGCACCUGGACCGUCCUGUUCCGCCUCUGGACCUGGCGGUUUUCUGGACAGAGUUUGUCAUGAGACACAACGGAGCCGCGCACCUACGAGUGGCCGCCCACGACCUGAACUGGUUCCAGUACCACAGUCUGGACGUCAUCGGCUUCCUGCUCGCCGUGGUCACCUUUGCGCUGUGGCUGACGCUCAGGUGCUGCCUGCUCUGCACGCGCAAGUGUUGCGGCAGAGGGACGGCCAAGAGGAAAACCGAGUAAAGACGAUAUAUGGGAUAUGAAGUCAUUUUAAACGGUGGGCUGUGAAUUUGAAGGUGAUCAACUUUAUUUUUUGACAAAAUUGUCCAAAUUUGAAUGUUUCAAAAGUCUCAGGUGCUGUAGUAUGGAUAGGUUUCCGACGACACCCGCCAUCUUGUGCGUCAAAACUUUUAACCGAGCACGCCUCUAUUGUUAUUUUUGUGCAAAAUGGGUCACGCGUGCGUCCUGUGGGGUUGUAGAAAUCGAGCGAAUUCCGGACAAGGAACCACAAAGUAACGUAUUUUCCAGACCAAUGAAUGGUCUAUUUUCGACCUUUUUUCAUAUAUAAGGCUGGGAGGACUCGCGCCUCAGGGUUCCUCGGACCACCAAUGACGGACAUGACAGGCUUGACGGUUUGGAGAUUUUGUUUAUUUUUCAAUAAACCUCCAUCUCCGGUCGCUUUUCAGCACUCGCCUCUUCUCCCCGUCUCGCUCUUCCGGUCGCUUUUCAGCACUCGCCUCUUCUCCCCGUCUCGCUCUUCCGGUCGCUUUUCAGCCUCUCGCUCGGGCUCGGGUUCGUUCUCGGCCAUCCACUCCGACUUCACCAACCCCGUCCUUCUGGGCUGCUGCCCUUUUAUACAGUGACAGGUGAUGAGACAACUGCGCCCAGGUGGGCCAUCUACGCACCUGUCGCCCAUCUCAAAGCUGGCCCCGCCUCGCUGCAGGUCCGCAGGCCACGCCUCCUCACAGACGCAUUGAAGGAGUCAUAUUAUUAUUAUUUUUUUCUAAAUGUAAAAGACUUCCUUGUGGUCUACAUAACAUGUAAUGGUGGUUCUUUGGUCAAAAUGUUUUACACAUCAUCUUCAAGCCGCUUUCUGACAGUCGCUUCCGGAUGCGCCGUUUUGUGGGCGGGUCUUAUUUACGUGGCUCACCUUCGGCGACGUCUUCUCCCCGUCAUCUUUGUUGUAGCGGUGUAGCGUGCAAGGACGGGAGUGGAAGAAGUGUCAAAAGAUGGCGCUAACUGUUUUAAAGACAUGCAGACUUUACUUCAAUCGAUAACGGAGCAGCAUCUCCUCAUCCGGAAACAACAACAAGGCCAGAAAUGUGUCCCGUGAAAAACCGUCCGACCGGAACUCUCUAAUAACUAAAGUUCCUUGGUUGAAUAAUGUAAACUCACUACACCGGUAUGUUUUAGUGCUUUCAUGGCGAGUUUACCGGCAGAUAUAAGUAAGAACUUUACACUACUUUAUAUUAGAAAUGGCAACAGUGGAGGAUGAAUGUCACAUAACAAGAAGAUAGAGAAAAAUAAGAAGCUUAUCGACUACAAAGGUGGACGUACGCAAUUUUUCAGUACUUAUGCAGACCCCAAGUACAGAUCAGCAGGUACCAGAAGAUAAGAAAAGUUGCUUUUGCAUAAUAUUGCCAAACAAAACGCCAGAUAAUAUGUCUUACCUUAUACACACACACCAUAAUAAAACUCCUAUGUUGAAGCACAUCAAACGGUGCAGUCAACACGUAUCUCUUAUGUUUGACUGCCAUCUACUGGUCACACUUAUCAUCACACCAUGUACCAAAUAAAAUUCCUUCGAGGCGGGUAAGCUCAACCAAACGUAUUCCUUACAUUAGGCGCAAAAAGGAAAAUGAUUUUAAACGGGGAUAGCAGAUCCAUUCUAUGUGUCAUACUUGAUCAUUUCGCGAUAUUGCCAUAUUUUUGCUGAAAGGAUUUAGUAUAGAACAACGACGAUAAAGUUCGCAACUUUUGGUCUCUGAUAAAAAAAAGCCUUGCCCCUACCGGAAGUAGCGUGACGUCACCGGAGGAAGGGCUGCUCACAUUUCCCCAUUGUUUUCAAUGCAGCGUGAGAGGUUCGGACCGAGAAAGCGACGAUUACCCCAUUAAUUUGAGUGAGGAUGAAAGAUUUGUGGAUGAGGAGCGUGAGAGUGAAGGACUAGCGUGCAGUGCAGGACGUAUCAUUUUUCGCUCUGACCGUAACUUCGGUACAAGGGUUCAUUGGAUUCCACACUCUCUCCUUUUUCUAUUGUGGAUCACGGAUUUGUAUUUUAAACCACUUCGGACACAAUAUCCUCUUGAAAAUGAGAGUCGAGAACGCGAAAUGGACAUUCACAGUGACUUUUAUCUCCACGACAAUACAUCGGCGAAGCUCUUUAGCUACGGAGCUAACGUGAUAGCAUCGUGCUUAAAUGCAGAUAGAAACAAAAUAAAUAAACCCCUGACUGGAAAGAUAGACAGAAAAUCAACAAUACUAUUAAACCAUGGACCUGUAACUACACGGUUAAUGCUUUCCAGCUUGGCGAAGCUUAACAAUGCUGUUGCUAACAACGCCAUUGAAGCUAACUUAGCAACGGGACCUCACAGAGCUAUGCUAAAAACAUUAGCGCUCCACCUACGCUAGCCAGCCCUCAUCUGCUCAUCAACAGCCGUGCUCACCUGCGUUCCAGCGAUCGACGGAGCGACAAAAGACUUCACCCGAUCAUAGAUGCGGUCGGCGGCCCGGAGACGGAGGAAGUCAAGGUGAGGUCGGCGGCUAGCGCGUCUGCUAUCCAUCUCAAAGUCCUCCUGGUUGUGUUGCUGCAGCCAGCCGCUAAUACACCGAUCCCACCUACAGCUUUCUUCUUUGCAGUCUUCAUUGUUCAUUAAACAAAUUGCAAAAGAUUCACCAACACAGAUGUCCAGAAUACUGUGGAAUUUUGAGAUGAAAACAGAGCUUUUUGUAUUGGAUUCAAUGUGUCCGCAUACUUCCGGUUCAACCAUUGACGUCACGCGCAAACGUCAUCAUACAUAGACGUUUUCAACCGGAAGUUUAGCGGGAAAUUUAAAAUGUCACUUUAUAAGUUAACCCGGCCGUAUUGGCAUGUGUUGCAAUGUUAAGAUUUCAUCAUUGAUGUAUAAACUAUCAGACUGCGUGGUCGCUAGUAGUGGCUUUCAGUAGGCCUUUAAGUGCGCCUUAUAGUCCGGAGAAUACGGUAUAUCAGGGUAAGAUUCCGAAUCAGUAGUCCGUUCGUCUUUUCCCAUCUCAUCUCGCCAAUAUCCUUCUAUUUCUGUAAGUACCUGGCUUUGCCAACCCCAUCUCACGUCUGCGUGUAGGAAACUUUCACGUCCUCUUUCAAAUUUCCCAAAGUUGACGUCAUUGUCGAAGCAAAGGUGCCAAAAAAUACUCAGAAAGCUGCCGCAGGCGAGUAAACAAAGUCAUGACACACGAGAUGGCGGCUCCUGCGCUAACGGAAACCCGUGAAUUAAAUCAUAUCGGAGAUCAGGGGUGUCCAAGCUUUUUCCAGCGAGGGACACAAUGAAGGAAAGUUCAAACGCAGGAGUUACUUUGAUACAUUUAGUGCAAUAAAGUUGCUGUGUGCCACAGUUAUGUGCAUAUGGCCAUAACCCGCCCACGUCCUGGCGCAGUGCCACCACACACACACACACAGGAACAGGAUAUCGUCAUAUUCAAAAGCAGAGUUUGUAAAAACGGCAACUGUGGCGUCCGUUUUCAAAUCAGGAAGUGCACGUCAGCUGGGAUUGACAGCCAUGAACGGCAAUCAUUUUAUUCGGGCCGCACACAAACAUUUUUUUGUUGUCUUUUACAGAGUUUGACUCUCUAAUUUUAUUGGUUUAAUUUGUAUUUCUACACCACAAAUGCAAGCAGGGGGUGGUGUUCUUGUAUAUGUUGGGUUAGAUCAGGGGUGUCCAAAGUGCGGCCCGCAGCUAAUUGUUUACCGGCCCGACACACAUUCUGGAAAUGCUAUUGCAAACAUUUUUAAAUCAUUUAAUAAAGUGGAAUGAGGUGAAAUCUCACGGGAGAAAGUUGCAAUGUUGAUACAAAGCUGCCAUGCAGGCUGUUUUUUUUUCUUUUGUCUUUAUUUUUUUGCUAUUGCUCCCGAAAAAAUGUUGUUUUUCAAAAAUGAAUGUUGUAAUGAAUUAUUGGCCUAUUCAAGGCUCCAAUUACUUAAAAUAUUUCACUUUAAAAUGUUUUUGUGGAAAAUAUUGCAUAUGUGGUUGCGGUAUAAAAACAACAUUUUCUUUGACAAAAGAGCAUAAAACAGGGGUCACCAACGCGGUGCCCGCGGGCACCAGGUCGCCCGUAAGGACCAGAUGAGUAGCCCGCUGGCCUGUUCUAAAAAUAGCUCAAAUAGCAGCACUUACCGGUGAGCUGCUUCUAUUUUUUAAAAUUUUAUUUAUUUACUAGCAAGCUGGUCUCGCUUUUCCGACAUUUUUAAUUCUAAGAGAGACAAAACUCAAAUAGAAUUUGAAAAUCCAAGAAAAUAUUUUAAAGACUUGGUCUUCACUUGUUUAAAUAAAUUCAUACAUUUUUUUUUACUUUGCUUCUUAUAACUUUCAGAAAGACAAUUUUAGAGAAAAAAUACAACCUUAAAAAUGAUUUUAGGAUUUUUAAACACAUAUACCUUUUAAAUUCCUUCCUCUUCUUUCCUGACAAUUUAAAUCAAUGUUCAAGUAAAUGUAUUUUUUUUAUUGCAAAGAAUAAUAAAUACAUUUUAAUUUAAUUCUUCAUUUUAGCUUCUGUUUUUUCAACAAAUAAUAUUUGUGAAAUAUUUCUUCAAACUUAUUAUGAUUAAAAUUCAAAAAAAAUAUUCUGGCAAAUCUAUAGAAAAUCUGCAGAAUCAAAUUUAAAUCUUAUUUCAAAGUCUUUUGAAUUUCUUUUAAAAUUUUUGUUCUGAAAAAUCUAGAAGAAAUAAUGAUUUGUCUUUGUUAGAAAUAUAGCUUGGUCCAAUUUGUUAUAUAUUCUAACAAAGUGCAGAUUGGAUUUUAACCUAUUUAAAACAUGUCAUCCAAAUUCUAAAAUUAAUCUUAAUCAGGAAAAAUUACUAAUGAUGUUCCAUAAAUUAUUUUUUUAAUUUUUUCAAAAAGAUUCGAAUUAGCUAGUUUUUCCUCUUCUUUUUCUCGGUUGAAUUUUGAAUUUUAAAGAGUUGAAAUUGAAUAAAAACUAUGUUUCAAAAUUUUAUUGUCAUUUUUUUCCCGUGUUUUCUCCUCUUUUAAACCGUUCAAUUAAGUGUAAAUAUCAUUAAUUAUUAAUAAUAACAUAGAGUUAAAGGUAAAUUGAGCAAAUUGGCUAUUUCUGGCAAUUUAUUUAAGUGUGUAUCAAACUGGUAGCCCUUCGCAUUAAUCACUACCCAAGAAGUAGCUCUUGGUUUCAAAAAGGUUGGUGACCCCUGGCAUAAAACAACCAAAAUAAAUCUGAGGUUGAUCUUGUGACUUAAGUGUUGAAAGUAAAACAAAUAAUAAUAAAAACUUAUCACUUUAUGAGUGGGGGACCUUUUAGAUCCCAAAGAUAUUUAGUGGGAUUUUAUUUAUCUUUUCACUGUGACUGAUUACUCAGAAAUAAUAACACAUUUAAAUCAAUGGUGUCCUGCAUUAUUGAUCUUUUGAGGAAUCCAAUUACUUCACAUCAAACAUUGCUUUCUGAAUGUUUUGGGCUGCGGGGAAAAUACUGCAUAUUUCAGUUUUACUAUGAAAAACAAUAAAUAAAUAAAUUUUUUACUUUAUAUCAACCUGAAGUUGAUAUAGAUUUACUGUAAGCGUUACAUUAAAUAUUAAAAUAAUAAUUUGACUUAUUUUUAGCAUGCUAAUGACGGAGACUUAUGGCCCCCGGGAGCCUUAAAGGUAAAAACAAAACCAAAAAUCUAUAUAUUUUGUUAUGGUUUGAAAAUGAAAAAUUUCAAAGCGGCCCUCAGUGGAAAAAGUUUACCCUGGGUUAGAUCAAUGUAAAUUGUCAUAGAGCAGCUAUAAAGAUGCUAAAAGGAAUCCAGUGUGGUUCAAUAAAUGCUAUGGUGUUUAAGGUGAUGACGCCAAUUAGUGUAAUAGCUAAUAAUAUACUUUAUUAAUGCAUUUAUUACAUUUUACAAAAUGCCAAAGGCUUGUUAAAAAAAAUGCCAGUCCUUUUCUGCCUCCUAGUGGUCAGUGAGUAUGUUGCAAUGUGACAUUAAAAACACUAAUAAAUCAUCAUGGGAAAGCUGUGAAAGAAAUGUCCACUUGUUUUUUUUAAACAUAUUUUUUUAACCCUCAGAAG
Molecule: messenger RNA, 7667 nt
Organism: Entelurus aequoreus (snake pipefish)
Lineage: Eukaryota; Metazoa; Chordata; Actinopteri; Syngnathiformes; Syngnathidae
Product: UDP-glucuronosyltransferase-like
Exons: 5
Coding region: 77-1657 (526 amino acids)
Molecular function (GO): UDP-glycosyltransferase activity
Source: RefSeq, a predicted model, not a curated record